GUGGGACUCGGGUGUCAAGUGGACAUUUUGGCGGUUUCACUUGUCGAGGGGUUUCGGCGUAUGGGCGCCGUCGACCAUUCUUCCAUUUGCGAUAUGGGAGCGGGUGAAUCGACAGGAGCGCAAGUGGCUGUGUCAGGAGUCGCGCUGUGGAAGGCCGCGGCGGCGGCGGAUGUUGCCAAGGUUCGCGCCAUCACGUCACAUCCCGAUGUGGGCCAAGACCUGAACUGGAUCCACCCGGACGAACACAUGACACCGCUCAUGGCGGCCGCGUCCGCUGGCAAGCUCUCGAUUGUGACGCUUCUCGUCGAACGUGGCGCGGCUGUGGAUAUGUGCGACCCUGUGCAUGGAAACACGGCGUUGCACUUUGCCGCGGCCAAGAACAAGGCGAGUGUCCUGGAGAAGCUCCUGACUGCAGGUUGCGACCCGCACGUGUGGAACAAAGACGGGCUGACCGCGAUGGACUUGGCACGAUUUCGUGGCCACCGCGAAGCAGGCAAUGUGUUUGCGCGGCAUUUAAUGCACGCCAAAGGGUGGUUGUACCUGAAGAAGGGUCGAUCGAUGCUCCUGUCGUGGACAAAGCGGUGGUGUGUCAUCUAUGAGUGCGGCCCAGACCAUUCCCGCAUGGAGCUUAGUUUGUUUCACCACCCCGACGACGUCAAGCCAACGAAAGUGCUGUUCCUGACGGCAUCCGAGAACGCCGCGAGUCCGCGGUCUUCGUCGCGCCAUCGAUCGAAACACUCGUUCUCGUUCACGUCCACGACAACGUACCAAAAGUACGAAGGGCGCGACACGUUCUCUCGCAGCUUGGCAGUGCGGAAAGCGCGCCACAUCCCAGUCUACAACGCGAGUGGAUUUCGCUUUGCCACGGAAACUCUUGAAGGCCGCGACAAGUGGAUUCAGUUGCUCGGUCCCCUGGCGUUCUCCAACAACUUGGUGCGUCCCAUGCUUGCUUUGUCCAAAAUGUCUCCGUCGUUUGUUGUGGGCGUCUUGGUCGUGAUGCACUUGUUCUGUAGCCGGUUCAAGCCCAACUGCACCAACCGCACAGCAUGCAAGCUCCGCCGGAAGACGAGCCCGUCCUCGAGCCGAUUCCGUGGCAAGAUCCGCGCUUCCGCACGUCGUCGUCGCAAAUGGAAUGCAUACAGCACGAUAUCAACAUGGCGGAUUUGUCGCCGUCGGCUCCGCCGUUGGAUAACGAGGACGGGCACGCCGCCAAGAUGGACAACAACGAGUGCGUGAUCUGCAUGGACAUGCCACGUGCGGCAGUGUGCGUCCCGUGCGGCCACUUGGCGGGAUGCUACAAUUGCCUCCUUGUCGUUCAAAAGAAGAGCGGAUGCCCCAUUUGCAGAAGCGCGAUUGCCGCCGUCGUCCGCGUGUACACUUGCUAAUUGCUUGAACUCGAUAUUUCCACAAGUACACACUUGAACCUUUUGGAGCAAAUGAACGCAAGUCGGAAUCGCUCAGUGACUUAAGCUGCCGAUGGUGUAUCACACAUGGCCAGCAACUGCAUAAAGCACCAGUCCAUUUUCACAUUCGCAAGGAAUGGUCAAGUGUAUGGGGGCAAUCCAAGCUGUGAGCGAGGGAAACGCGCAGGUGGAGAC
Molecule: messenger RNA, 1598 nt
Organism: Aphanomyces invadans
Lineage: Eukaryota; Oomycota; Saprolegniomycetes; Saprolegniales; Verrucalvaceae
Exons: 2
Coding region: 61-1236 (391 amino acids)
Molecular function (GO): protein binding
Source: RefSeq, a predicted model, not a curated record